Aspergillus japonicus CBS 114.51 is the source of this 1239-nucleotide messenger RNA. Its product is annotated as DNA-directed RNA polymerase II subunit RPB7. Gene Ontology annotation, cellular component: RNA polymerase II, core complex; P-body. The coding region runs from base 469 to 978 and encodes 169 amino acids. Gene Ontology annotation, molecular function: translation initiation factor binding; single-stranded RNA binding; single-stranded DNA binding. Gene Ontology annotation, biological process: DNA-templated transcription; transcription initiation at RNA polymerase II promoter; positive regulation of translational initiation. The record is from RefSeq and is a predicted model, not a curated record. The transcript has 4 exons. NCBI's taxonomy places the organism in Eukaryota, Fungi, Ascomycota, Eurotiomycetes, Eurotiales, Aspergillaceae.
GCCCCUGUCAUGUGACUUGGUCGAGCUCCCGCGGAUCAGACACGGUGAUUGUCGCUCGAUUGACAGCGGAGUCAAAUCACCUGGUUGCUCUUGAAGUUCCGUGGGCUGCCUUCAGUUCUCUUUCAGACUGGGGCCACUUUUUGCUCGAUUCCACCUCUGCAUUGUUCUUUGUUUAACACGUCUUCUACCAGAUUUUACGCGCGCUACGAGUUGUUGAUACUAAUCAUUGAGCUUCAAUAGCCAUUGCUCUUUGCGCAUUUAGCACCACGAUCACGAUCGCUACACGAUUCCUGCAUAUUGACUCCGUCUCACCCAGAACAUCAAAGCGAUUAAAGCGCUUUCGUUCGCCCCGAUUCACGCAUCGGUAACCAACGCUACCGGUCAACAAUCUUCGUGUCAAACACAUCUUCGACCUCCGAUAAUCGCGCGUGCAAUCUUGGAAAGCAAAAGGAAUAUCAGACAGACAUCAUGUUCUUCCUCAAGGAAGAAACCAAGGUCAUUACCUUGCACCCGUCCUUCUUCGGACCCAACAUGCGGGAAUAUCUCAUCACCCGGUUAAAUGAGGAGGAAGAAGGUCGAUGUACAGGCGAUCACUUUGUGAUCUGCGUCAUGGACAUGGUAGAUAUCGGCGAAGGACGUGUGAUGCCCGGCAGCGGACAAGCGGAGUACACGAUCAAAUAUCGCGCAAUUAUCUGGAAACCGUUCCGAGGCGAGACUGUUGAUGCGAUCGUAACCUCUGUCAAGCCUACUGGAAUCUUCACUCUGGCGGGACCGUUGUCUGUGUUCAUUGCGCGAAAGAACAUUCCCUCUGAUAUCAAAUGGGAACCCAACACGGUACCGCCCCAGUAUACGGAUCAUGCAGACCAGGUGAUCGAGAAGGGAACGAGCCUGCGGCUCAAGAUCCUGGGUGUGAAGCCCGACGUUGCGGCAAUCAAUGCCAUCGGUACAAUCAAAGAGGAUUUCUUGGGACCCUUGUAAUUUGCUUGGAAUGAGAAUUUCUCUUCCUUUUCUUCUAUCCGAGGAUACCAACGCCACUGCAAAGGAAGCCUGAACUCUUUAGCCUGUCGUACCACCACUCCCAUCGCUAUAUAGAGACGCCCGCAGCAUCAUCUACUCAACUUGAUGCCCGGACGAUGCGCUUGCUGAGGCCUCACAGAAGCGCAUCGAAAAGUUUCUCCAAGCGGGAUAUCAUUUGGGGGGAUGGUAUCUUGCUUAUCCUGGCAAAAAAAAAAAAAAAAA